GGAAGGGUAAAUAAAAUCGUGAAAUAUGUACGACGUGUUAUCGAAUUUUCAGCACAUUAAUUAACUUCCGUGUUUGAGCAUAUUCACAUGAUGGCGAUAUUAUUGUUCUUUCUAUAUUUAUAUGGACCCUUACUAUGUGUAGCCCAACAGGUGAUACUGUCUCCAUCGCCGACAGCAAGCGUGGUUGAAGGCCAGAAUCUUACACUAUUGUGCUACUACGACGGGGCUGAAAACAGCACAAAUAUAGCGUGGAAUGAGAAUGGAAUAUUCAUGGGAUCAGUAAGACUUACGCCCUUAUAUCCAUGUGUUGGGUAUUCAGCUCUAGCAAACACCAGCAUGUUCAGUGUAGAGUGUAGAAGUAACAAUGUGUUUGCUGUCACCAUCGUUAGUGUCCACAGGAGCAGGAACAAUGCUUCAUGGCAGUGUCAGAUGUUAGUUGAUGGAAUUUAUAUACCAAGUAACAACAUAUCCGUUAAAGUUCAAGAAAAGAAAAUGAACUUGCAAACAACAGUUGGAAUAACUGGAGUUACCAUGACAAGCCCCUCCAAAGUUAAUAUUAUAUCGCACACCCAAGCCACAUUACAAUGCCAAACAUCGGGAGGACUGCCGUCGGCUUCUGUGGCCUGGUACUUAGGGACGGAAACAGAUUUCAUAGACGUCUCAUCUGACUCAUUGAGUAGGUCUUCCACAGUGGAUGGGUUGCUCAUUGUAACAAGUACUUUGGCGCUAAGUCCGUCAAGGAACAACAUCAACCUAAAAGCGUUCUGCAGUGCGAGAAAUGUGGGCCCAACGUUUAAUUCUAGUACAACCGUCAUUGACGUGCUUUAUGGACCAGACAAGCCACAGUGUCUAUACCGAGGUUCCAGUGUGACAGGAAGAAUUAUGAUAACUCAGGGAAGCACAUUGAGCGUCAGCUGUACUAGUAACAGCAAUCCGCCACCUUCUGGAUUCCAGUGGACAUUACCAAUCAUCGGGACACAGACUGUCAGCCAAUUGGAUGUAACAAAUAUAAAAGCUUCACACAGCGGUUUAUACUUAAUAAGUGUGUGGAACUCAAUGAGACCAACUGUGGGAGUUUCAGUUAAAGAAACAAAUAGUACAACAUUCACAAUGGAUGUACAAUAUUCACCAACUCCACCUGCGUUCUACAUCACCUCCACUGCUGUUAAUGGAACUGUGAAGAUAAUUGAAGGGAAUAGUUUGACGAUACAAUGUGUGUCACAGAGUAACCCGGCUGCUUCAUACACAUGGACGCACGGAGGAAUCAUAUUAAGCAACGGACAGAAUCUGUUACUUAGCAACCCUCGUUCCCCCAGUGAUGCAGGAGUGUACGAAUGUCGUGCCGAGAACAUACUGACUCCUACCGGUGGGCCAACACAGUCUCCACAGUCGAGCACUUCCAGGCUGACACUGGACAUUCUGUUUCCUCCUCGUUCUACCUCCUUCAAAUAUGGCAGUUUAUCUGGUCAGACAAUACGAGGAAACAACAUCUCCAUAGUACGUGGAACAAAUCAGACUGUAGCUUGUGUGGCCGAUUCCAAUCCAGAGUCCAGCUACCAGUGGGAACUACAGGGAACAUCACAGCUGUUACUCGUAAACAACAUCAAAACGAACACAACGAGAACGUGUAAUGUAACAACUACCAUGGUGGAGACAUUUGGGCAGACUAAGACUACGACCAAUCUUACAACGCUGAGAAUUGAUGUGUUGUUUAAGAAAUAUGCAUAUAUUUAUUUGUAUUUGUAUGCUGUGUAGAAAGAAACCUACAAGUGUUCUUACCUUUUUGUAGUCUGUUGCAAAAUCUAAAAUAACACGUGAUUUGAUUUCCAUGUAGAAAGAAAAAAACAACUGUGUUUUAUUAUGAAAUACUGGUUAUGUUCAAAUAAUUGCUGGCGCAUUAAUAAUUCUGGAGAAGUAAAUAAAAGUGUUCCUCUGUCUGUGCGCUCUUUAUCAAACUUUCCAUUGAUAUUUAAAACCAUGCUUGCUUUAGUAAAGCUACUGUAAUUUCAUAUAGCCAAUGAGCAGUUUGGAUAAUAUGUGCAGAAAAUAUUCUUCAAAAUUUGCAUAAAAAAUUAUUUCUUCUAUAAAGACUUACUGUGUAUGUACUGAUAAUUAACAUAUAUAAGAGGCGAGUAACUGAAUACUUGUAAUAAACAUAUUUCUAGGAUGUUAUACACACUUUAUUUACAUAAAGUAUAAGCGUCUUCUUACAGUAUCAACCAGCAGUAAAUACUUCAGAACUAUGGGAUGAUACGUUGUUUGUUGUCACCCAUCCCUUUUAAAAAAACGCGCGUGCUAAUUUAUUUUGUAGGGGGAUGGGUGUAAAACGAAUCAAGUUCUUGUUAACAUAUGUUUUGAAUUUUAGUGUUAGACUCAAUAUAAUUUAUUUCUCUGGACAUUUGUUGUCGAAUAACUGACGGUAUAUACAUGCAUGUUAAAUUAUUACAUCGAGGAUUCUAAAUUAGAU
Dreissena polymorpha is the source of this 2467-nucleotide messenger RNA. RefSeq names its product carcinoembryonic antigen-related cell adhesion molecule 5-like. Gene Ontology annotation, molecular function: cell adhesion molecule binding. The transcript is spliced from 7 exons. Lineage: Eukaryota; Metazoa; Mollusca; Bivalvia; Myida; Dreissenidae. Gene Ontology annotation, biological process: cell-cell adhesion. The record is from RefSeq and is a predicted model, not a curated record. Bases 88 to 1755 code for a protein of 555 amino acids. Gene Ontology annotation, cellular component: cell-cell junction.